Molecule: messenger RNA, 2694 nt
Organism: Amborella trichopoda
Lineage: Eukaryota; Viridiplantae; Streptophyta; Magnoliopsida; Amborellales; Amborellaceae
Product: sec23/sec24 transport family protein
Biological process (GO): endoplasmic reticulum to Golgi vesicle-mediated transport; intracellular protein transport; COPII-coated vesicle cargo loading
Cellular component (GO): COPII vesicle coat; endoplasmic reticulum exit site
Molecular function (GO): SNARE binding; zinc ion binding
Source: RefSeq, a predicted model, not a curated record
CAUCAUUCAUGGCCCAGAAAUCAUGGUCCAGGACCAAUUAGGUCUCAUUAAUACCCUCUGGUUUUCUACGCAGAGGAGGUUUUGGUUUUGACUCAUUGCAUCAGAAAUCAGGCAGAGAAAGCUUCAUGCCCCUCGACUCCAUAAGCUUUUCUCUCUCUAAAUAGAGAGAGAGAGAGGAGAGGAGCGAGAUGGCAGUUAGGGCGAGCAUAUCGAGGUUCCCAUUAGAUACAGAGGUCCUAGAAGGCGGUGGCGUCCCCUGGGGUAUCUCUCUCACUCCAUUUUCGCCCACUGAUGAGCUUGGGCACAAGCCCGCUUAUGGCCGAGAUGCCCAUCUUCUUCCUAGAUGUGAAAAUUGUUGGGCCUAUUUCAGUUCACUCUGCGAGCUCGAUCAAUGGGCAUGGAACUGUGUUCUUUGUGGGACUCUUAAUGGACUCUCAUCUCAGUGCAUUACUCGCUUGGCUCACCCUGAGUCUUGCCCUGAACUCUCUUCCUCAUUUGUUGAUCUCGAGCUUCCAGAUGACGUUCCACCAGAGGAAGAAGGUCAAGCUCGACCAGUCUAUGUUGCUGCCAUCGAUUUAUCAGCUUCUGAAGAGUUCUUGGAACUAGUUAAAAGUGGACUCUUAGCUGCUCUAGAAGCUCUUGGGCCAGGAUCAUUGUUUGGGCUUAUUACCUUUAGCCACAAAAUAGGGCUAUAUGAUGUUCAAGGGCCCAUACCAGUUGUAAAAAAUGUUUUCAUUCCUCCAGAGAUCGAUGAAACAUUACCCAUUGAACUUGAAGAUGCUAUGCCAUUGCUGUCUUUCCUUGCUCCUGUCGAGACUUGUAAAGAUCGUAUCGCCUCAGCACUUGAAACCUUGAAGCCCACAACAUCAUGGGAAAGAACCACUGGAGCAGGCCAAGCACUUGAUGGUGUGCUACUUGGUGGGCGUGGUUUUGGAGUAGCAAUGGAUGCCCUUAUAAAUUACCUCGCAUCAGAAUAUGGAAACACCUUUGCUUUGGCCAGGGUCUUUGCCUUUCUUUCUGGUCCUCCUGAUUAUGGAGCUGGCCAGUUGGAUACGAGACGCUAUGGUGAGCAAUAUGCUAGUAAAGGAGAAGAUGCUGAUCGUGCUUUGCUUCCUGAGCAAACUCCAUUCUACAAAGAUCUGGCUGCUGCGGCCGUUCAAGCAGGUGUUUGUGUUGACAUAUUUGCUGUCACAAAUGAAUACACAGACUUGGCAUCUUUAAAAUUCUUGAGCAUUGAGAGUGGUGGCUCAUUGUAUCUGUAUUCAAAUACUGAUGAUUCAACACUUCCUCAAGACAUUUACCGGAUGCUGAGCCGUCCAUAUGCUUUUGGUUGCAUAUUGCGUCUUCGAACAUCUUCUGAAUUCAAACCUGGGCGUGCUUAUGGUCAUUUCUUCCCAGAUCCCCAGUAUGAGAAUGUUCAACACAUUAUUUGUUGUGAUUCAUUUGCCACCUAUGCUUAUGACUUUGAGUUCGUUAGUAACUCCAGCUUUUCCCGGCCCUCUGAACUUCCUGUGCUGCAGAUAGCAUUCCAGUAUACUGUUGUUGUGCCACAUGAGGAAACCUCAAAGUCAGGAUUGACUUCCAUUGACAAGAAUAAGCAUUCACUAAAGAGGAGAUUAAGGAUACGGACUAUGCAAUAUGGAGUUGCAGAAAAUAUUAAUGAGCUUUAUGACAAUGUAGAUUCUGAAGUUGUCCUCUCCAUCCUUGUUCACAAGGUUAUUUCAGCUUCUUUGGAGCAAGGAGUAAGAGAAGGGAGGUUUUUGCUUCAUGAAUGGCUUGUUAUUCUCACAGCUCAGUAUAAUGAUGCUUACAAGCUUAUCCUGCAUGAAAGUCGCCAUCCAACUACACGGGUUGAUGUAUCCUUCUUACAAUGUCCACAAUUGCAGCCUUUGCCGCGACUUGUAUUUGCUUUGUUGAGAAAUCCUCUUCUUCGGUUACAUGAAGAGGGGGUUCACCCUGACUAUCGCAUAUAUCUUCAAUGCCUUUUCAGUGCUUUGGAUCCAAGUUCUCUUAAUCGUGCCAUAUACCCAGCACUGACAUCAUUUUCUACCCCGGAUAAGCAAGCUUAUCCACGUCAUUCAUUGAGCCGUGCUGCUCUAUUAACUAGUGGGAGUCCGAUAUUUUUCCUCGAUGCUUUCACAAAUCUCAUUGUAUAUUAUUCUUCAACUGCGGAUCCUACACAUCCCUUCCCUCCUCCCCAAGAUUGUCUUCUUCGGGCGACGAUCAACAAACUGAAGCAAGAGAGAAGCAUAACCCCCAAACUUUUGCUAAUUCGUGGGGGUCAGGAUGAUGCAUCCCCAUUUGAACAUUAUCUAAUAGAAGAGCAAGAUGUGGAUGGAACCGGGCUUACCAAUGGUAUGGGUUUUGUUUCCUUUUUGGAAGAUAUCUCAAGGAAUGUGAUCGAGUGCAUAAAGCAAUAAUAGGAAUUGUCCAAGGGUGUGGAUUCAUGCUUUAAACAGUGAGCUAAGUUUAUUAAGUAAACGGGCCCUCUCUCUCCCCCCCUCUCUCUCGAUAUUUCUCUCUGCGAUACAAAUAAAAGAAAUGAUGCUUUUGAAGCUUAAAUUUUGUGAGAUUAGUGCUGCUGAUUUUUCUGCAUGUAAAAUGUACAGUAACAUGCUUGGAUAAAGCUAUCACUGUUUUCCUUUUCCCAUGGUAACGAUUUUAUUUUUAAAUGCCUGGGGAUCUUUAUGUUAA